This is a messenger RNA of Gossypium arboreum, 3589 nucleotides long. RefSeq names its product E3 ubiquitin-protein ligase MBR2-like. Lineage: Eukaryota; Viridiplantae; Streptophyta; Magnoliopsida; Malvales; Malvaceae. The coding region runs from base 1205 to 3361 and encodes 718 amino acids. The transcript has 7 exons. The record is from RefSeq and is a predicted model, not a curated record. Gene Ontology annotation, molecular function: ubiquitin protein ligase activity.
CCUGAUGCUCUUUGGUGCACUGCCUAUUUCUGAUAACUUUCUUUUUUCUUUGGGUUAUAAAUGCAAAAAAAGCAAAAAAACAAGGAGAAGGAGAGAAAGGAGAGAAGUCCAAAAAUUCCCAAAGGAUUAAAAUUAAAAUAGCGGAAAGAACAGAAGAAACGCCCCUGAUUUCUCUCGUUUCUUUUAGUACCAUUUUAGGCUCAAAAAUCAAUUUUUUUUAUCACUUUUCUUUUCAUUAUCUCAUCUUUCUUUUCUUCAGCAUGUUAUUACUUUGAUCUGCCACUACUGCCUCAAAGUAUUUUUUGCAAAAGACUUAAUGUUCUUCACCAAAAGAUGUUGACUUCUUCGUCUUCUGUGAUUCGAAGCUAAGUGUUUAUAACAAGCACAUUAUAUGUGGUAAUAGUUUAUAGCAUUGUGCUUAUAUCUGAUAUUACUUUUUCACUGUUCAAUAAUUGUUUCUUUAUUCUAGUUUUAGCUUGUAGUUGUUUAUGGAUGAAUAUGCAUGAAAAUAUUGAUAAAUUUACGGUGGAAAACAUAACAUUCAUGUUGGGAAUAAAUAUCUUAGAUUGCAUUGUUUAUUGGAACACCAUGUUAUUGUUUACCAGUGUGUCAUUAGUUGAUACUUGGGAACUUGGGAUUGAGAGGACAUCUCUUUAAACAUUCUUUUCAAUUAAUUAGGUUCUGUUAAUCCUCGGUUUAGUUGCUACUGUGUACUUCCAACUUCUAAAGCAUUUAUUUUGUGGAUCGUCUCUAUUUAUGCUUGGAAUGUCAUGAACCAGAGAACUACUGUCAAGUGUAUGAUAUGCAGAAAGUCCGUUGGAGGAUAAAGAAAUAGUCAAUCAAUUGUGUUCCUUAUAAACAUGAACUUGUCAAUUGAUAUAUGUUCAUAACUCUAAGUGCGUUGGCAUGUUAUAAGUUAGAGGAAUUUGUACUCUAAUGUUGUUUUGAUGAACCAAUAUUCAGUAUUUAACUUAGGUUUUAUACGUCUAAUGCUAUGGUUAUUGCUUACCUCUAUGUAACGUAAAGUUCAUGCCUGCACCUCCUGUCAAAAAUAAAUAUCCGUUGUCAAUAAGGUAGUUGUUUUCUUUGGGUUCAAGAUGUUACUGGCUGGGGCUUUCGCUUUCUGACAUACAUCAGGCUCCAAAUGCAACUGUUCAAUCCUUUCUGACCUGGAAGGCUAAAAAAUUUCAGAAUUUUGUAGAAGAUGUCGUCCCUGAUGCAAGGUCAGGGGAGCACCAUUGAUUCCUUCCCUGAAAUUGUUAAUAUUGAUGAGGGAACAAGUCCCAAUAACACUAGUAUUGGUCAACCGAAUUCAUUGCAUGACAUGCUGAAUCCUGUGGAAACUCGGCUAUCCAAUUUUGCAGCACCUUCUGGUGGGACAAUGCACAGAAAUGCUAUUACCCUUGAUGUUCAGAGCAUUAGUGGCUGGAAUUCUGGUCAACCAAGCUCUAGACAGGGAGUGCAGAACCAGGUGACGCAGGAUGCUCUAAAUCACCGUCUUAAUGAUGAUGGUGAGGAUGCACGUAUACGGGCCACUCCGAGGUCAGAAGAACGGCGGAUUGAACCACUAAAUGUCUUUUUUACUGGGAGACUGAAUAAUGGAUGGAGUGGCAAUCUGGUUAGAAGUGGGCCCAUAUGUUUGCAGAGUUCCAGCUCUAAUCAUAUCCCAGAGAAUGUGAAUUUAAAUGAAGGAUUUAUUAGUGGAAAUGGUACCAGAGAGUCGGUUGUUGGAACUGGUGGAAGGCCUAAUCUCCACGAUUCAGGUGGAUUAGAAAGAGAACAGAUAUCUAAUGCAAGUGUUUCUUCUGAUAAUGUUGGCAGUUCAUCUGGAAGCUCUAAUCAUGUAGGAGAGGAAAACAAUGAUGGCUCAGGCUCCUCUUUGGGCAGUUAUGGUUUAUCCUGCAAGAGGAAGGCCCUUGAAGGUACUUCUGGACAGUCUUUUUCUGCCGGUGCUUCAGGCUGUUUUCAACAAGUAGAAAAUAUUGCGUGGCAUGCUAGUCCUACUCGUAAUGAAGCUUCCAGCAGCUUGAGUUUAUCUACACCCUCUUCGAAUUUCCUUAAUGUGACUCCACCUGAUCAGUCAAAUCCAAGAGUUGGGCUUGGUAUGAGAGGAGUAGUUAGUGAUGCAUUUCUUUCUUUAGGUGAAAGAAGAGCAAAUCCGGGAAAUGAACAAGAAUCUUUACCAUUUAGUUUAUUGUCAACCAGGGCUGCUGGCCAUUCUAGUUUCGUCUCUCCUAGUCACCCUCGAGUUGCACCAGUUGAUGAAUCUCUAAACAUGAGACCAACAACAACAAUAGCUGGAAAUUCUGGCUCAACCUCAACUCAACCUCAUAUGAGAACUGCUUCUAUUGUCCCAAGAAAUGUGCAUCCUAUCUCUAGGAACGGUACUUCCAGUUCAAGUGUUUGCAACCCAUCAAGUUCUAGUAGUUCUGGAGAGAUACGAGGAGAACCAAACAUCAGAAAUAUCUCAAGAAACAAUGUGGAGCAUCCCAUGUUUGUACCGGCUACUGAGAUGAGAAAUGUGGCACAAGAUCGGACAGGUUGGAGUUUGGCUUCUGGAAACCCUAGUACUUCUGGAUCCCUAAACCCUAGUUCAAACAUCCAUCCUUUGCCUGAUCCUGCCUGGAUCCCUCCUCACAACCCUCCAAUACAUAAUCAACAGAGACUAUCAGAAUUUGCAUCUUGGUCUUUAUUUCCUCCUAUUGGUUCUGGAUUUGGUGGUCAUAGUGGCCGUUUUCCACUACCAUCUUCAAGGCCUUCAGCUUCCUCACAGGAGACAGUGGGGCCAUCAGAAUCUAACAGCCAGGGGAAUAAUCAACCAUGCCCAAGGUUAGCAUUAAUAUUGGAGAGACAUGAUGAUGAUGUUCUUGGGAUGGCCCAUUCAUUACGAGCAUUGGCUGCUGAUAUUGAAGGGAGACACCGACUAAUUUCUGAGAUUCGCCAAGUCUUAAAUGCUGUCCACAGGGGGGAGAACUUACAAAUUGAGGAUUAUAUGCCGUUUGAUCCAUUCAUCUAUCAUGGUAUGGCUGCUAUGCAUGACAGACAUAGAGACAUGCGUCUUGAUGUUGAUAACAUGUCUUAUGAGGAACUGUUGGCAUUAGAAGAACGCAUAGGAGAUGUGAGCACUGGACUGAGCGAGGAAAUGAUUCUGAAGUUGAUGGAACAACGGAAGCAUUCAUCUACUUCAACAGAAUCCCAACAAGAUCUGGAACCGUGUUGUAUCUGUCAGGAAGAAUAUGCAAAUGGAGAUGACACUGGGAUACUAGAUUGUGGACAUGACUUCCACUCUAACUGCAUUAAACAAUGGUUAAUGCUAAAGAACUUGUGCCCUAUUUGUAAGACAACAGGCUUGCUUAAAUGAUAGCAAAAGCUGAUGUUAGAGCCGGGAAAUUUCGUUAUCUUUUGAUCGUCAUUAAGAUCCUAUAAUAAGGGUUUAGGUGCGCAUGAACCAUACAAAAUUUGAAGAUGCUGCUGCUAAUUUUAUGUACUGCAGGAUUAGUUGUUUGUCGAAUAACUUGGCAUAAAAGCAUCAAUGACAAUGAUAACAUAUUUGAAAUAACAUUUAUUACAUUAUCAUGCUUCAAGAAAA